AUCUGAUGUUCUUUGUGAUGAAAACAGUCAUGGUGUGAAAUGUUCAAAAGAUGAUGUGUUGCAUUACAAUAACAAUGCUAGUCUGUCCUCAGAAGGGUUUCUCCCACAUGGGGAAUUGACAAAUUCUGCAAAAUCUGAAUUGCCUGUUGUUGAUGAAGGUAGUAGCAUUGGUAUAUCGCAAGAAGACCAAGGCUUUACAGAUAAUGUUACUUCUGGUGCUCCAUGCGAAACUGAUGAAGUACAAAGUGGAAAUAUUUUGGAUUCUAGUAAUGGUAGUACUGCAAAUGUAAAAUCCAACUUUGAGGAGAGCCCAGAAGAAGAUAAAUCAAACUUUCCUGUUACUGUGGAGGAAGCCCCUGUUAAAAUGGAAGAUGCUGAGAGAAGUAUUAGUCCAAGCUCAGAUACUCAGAGGCUCAUAAAUUCAAAUGCAGAGAUUGAACAGACUGCUUUGAGCUCACUUUCAGGAAGUAGCAUUACAAGGGAUGAUAACAAUUUAGUCACUGUCAUUCAAGUAGGUGAAAUGAAGCCUGUAGAAAUGGAAACCACUGAACAAGUAGACACUUCAAGUGAGGAAAUUGCAGAGCAGGAUCAUUUGGUGUGUAGCAGUGGAGGGAUUGUAUCUUCUGAUUAUGAAGGUUCAGUUGCCACCAAAGAACAAGGAGACAUUAGAGAAGCUGUGAUUGAAUGUUCAUCAGAUAACGAAGAUGGACAAAUGGUACCAACCAGCAAAGAUGACUUGGGAGGCGAUGAAAAAAAAUUGGCAACUGAUGAUUCCAGUUUUUGCAUCUAUACAGAGAAUGAACCUGUUGUUUUGGUUGGCUCCAUGCCAGAAGACAAAAACAAUGAAACAGAUUCUAUUCAAAAGCCAAAUACACAUGUGGGCACAGAAACCAGUGUCGAGAAUUUACAAGGUGGUAAUGCAACAUUAGUAACACUGGAUGACAAAGACGUGACUGAUUAUUCAGAAGGGACAUUUAAUACUUUAUUAGAAAACUCUAAAGUCUCUAUUUGUGUUACACCUGCUAAUGGGGAUGAUGUAAAUCAAGGUGAGGAAGCUGACAACUUAAAAGAAAGCCACUGCUUCCAAGAGGAUGUUUCUGAGGAUUUCUGCCAACAAAAUUCUUCUGGGGAAGGUUCAUUUUCCACAGAAGUUACUGAUGAAAUGACAGGUGAAGAAAUAAAAGAUUCCCAAUCAAAUAUGGACAAUGAUACUGAUCUUCCUGGAACUGAAUCUGCAGAAGUAAGUGAUGCAAAUGUUUCUUUGACUUUGGAUCAAGUAGAUGCUGAAGAAAACACAGACGUUAUGCAUAAAGAUCUUAAUGAACUUGUUGAAGCAGAACUUGGACAGUGUUCUCCAAGAUUUGAUGGAGAUCAGGCAGUUAAAACACAUAAAGAAUUUUUCAAACUAGCUGAGGAAGCAUUUGCUUCAGCUGAAAUAUGUGAAAAUUCUGAUCAUAACCAGAAUGAAUUAGGCACAGCUGAAUCACAUGAUCUCACUGGAGAAGUGCAGGUGGACAAGUGUCCCAUUGAAGACAGUCUUUCCUCUGAUGUUGCCUCCUUGGAAAAGGAGGUUGAUGGACAGGAUGUGAGAGCUAUCUUGCAACCUGAUGCAAAUGAAAUUGAGGGUGUUGCCAAGGAAGUUUGUCACAAUUCCAUUGAAGAUACUCCUUCUUCAAAUGUUGUUACCUUGGAAAAGAGAAUAGAUGGGCAGGAUAUCAGAACUGUCAUAGAACCUUCUAGUGAUGUCAUGCAUGCUGAUGCAGUUGAUAAGGAAGUGUGUGGAGUUUCAUCCCUAGAUGAUGCACUUGUUCUGCAAAGAGUUGAUGCAGAUUCUCUUCUGACUGAGACAAUCACCAACAACCCUCCCAUUCUGAGAGAUCUUGGAAAAUGCCUGGACACAGAAUACCAACAUGGACGAGUACCUUGCUGGAGAGACCUGGCUGAAUUGUUGGAUAUUCCACCAGAGGCAUAUGAGCACUGUGGUACCUUCUCAGCGACAAGUCCAACUGAAGACUUGUUUGUGUUUUUAGCAGCAACAAAACCUCAGCUUACUAUUCAAGAUAUUCAGGAGGCCCUCAGAGAUAUUGACAGACAUGAAGUAGCACAGUUACUAGACAGAAAAAUUGCAGGUGGGAUAAUUAGCAAGGAAAGUGUUGUUGGCAGCCUUGUGGAAAGAGAUGACACAGACAUUCUUGGUCGGAUGGCAUUGAAACUUGAUAGAAAAAGCAUAAAUGACUGGAGAGGUCUGGCACUUCAGCUGAGCGUACCACAGCGUGUAUUGAGAAACUUCGGUUCUCAUCAGAGACACAAUUCAUCCUUGAUGCUGUUAAAGUACAUUCCAAUAUUUGAUCCUGAGUUGACCUUGGAGCACUUGAAAGGCUGCUUGGUCUCUAUUGGCAGACAAGAUGCUGUUCAAGUCUUAGAGAAUGCUGGAAUUCCAGGUAUUACAUGUACAUGUAAUUUUUUAUCUGUACUGUAGGAGAUAUUUAAAUAUCGUCUUUGAAGCUGUACAUGUACAUUGAAGGAUAUGUGAACCUUAAUUACGUUCAGAAAACGCAAAUCUUAUUUUGACCUGUGGCUUUCUGGAGUUGGUUGUCCUGUGCAUGGUUAUAUGCAGAAAAAUCCGCAUUCCUGUAGGGACACCAAAAUGGCCACCCCGCUUGAUUUUUGCAGGAGCAUGUCACGGCCAGUAAACUGGUACUGUUACUAAGACACGUGAUAGACAUGAGCAUGUGGGCAGUCCAUAUGAGGUCGUCUUGGCGAUGGAUCUUUCUUCUCCAUUUAGUCGCCAUAGGCUUUGCCAUUUUGUGCUGUCAGUGUUGGAUUUUGGUGAUGGCAGCCAUUAUCGGAAUCUGAGGGAAUUUUCCUUGUUUAUUUUAUAUGUUCAU
Molecule: messenger RNA, 2888 nt
Organism: Orbicella faveolata
Lineage: Eukaryota; Metazoa; Cnidaria; Anthozoa; Scleractinia; Merulinidae
Biological process (GO): signal transduction
Molecular function (GO): protein binding
Source: RefSeq, a predicted model, not a curated record